CGCCGUCACCCGUCAGUCUGACUGUCUGAGUCAUGCUGAGUGGUCGUGGUCGUACAAUGUGCAACAAUUGUGUCUGUGUCGUUUUCGUCUUGUCGAACUCGAAAGCGAAGUAUGUGUAAUCACACCAUCUCACCGGCUCAUGGUGCCAUAUAGUAAAGAGUAAACGUACUGUAUUUACGAACGGUGUGUUGGGUUACUUCUCAUCGUCACUCCUCGUCAGUUCAGUUCAGUUUCGAUGAGAUCAGAGAUGAAUCAGCUCGCUUGUGCUUUUGUCGCCGGAUCGUCGUCUUCUUCUUCUUCGAUGCUUCGUACGUCUUUUCGAAUUUCUUUUUCUCAAUUAUUUUGUGCUCGUCGUUGAUCGUGGUGUCAACGAGUACAAUUUAUCGUACUCUUUUAGCACUUCGGUACAUAUUGUAAGGUAGUGAAGUGUAGUGCAGUGAUUUGUGUGUGCAUUGUGCCUUUUUCGAAACCAAAUUUGAAAUUCUGCUGACUAAACUAUUUUGUUAAAAAUGUGCAACGGCAGCGUACUCGUUUUGGUACCCAUCGUGGCGCUGCUAUUUAGCUGCAAAUUUACCCAAGUAAUUUGCGCAGUGGAUUUUUGCACCGAUGAUAAUACGUUGAACUACGAAUCACAUUUGCAGACUGAUCAACCGAUCAGCAGACAGGAAUUUGGUAUCGGUCGUCAUAUGAAAAGAUUGCAGUGCUGUGCCAAAAAUUAUCAAUCCAUUUUAUGGUUCAAGGAAGGCAAACCAUAUCCGUGGAAAGAAGAAACCUCAAACUUUAUUAUCGACGCGAAAAGCAAUAACCAAAGUAUCAAAGUACAAAGCUUAUCCAGAGAAGAUGGUGGAAUAUAUUCCUGCGUUAUCAUUUCAGCUGAUUCUCAACGCGUCACUCACCAAAUCUCGUUGAAGGUUUUUGAUAGCGGAUACUCUGGAAUGCCAAUGCAUACGUUUAUCGAACCUCGCAAUUUGGCCGUUCAUACUGGUUCUGGCCUCCGAUUGUACUGCGAAGCUUUCGUUGGAAAAAUUGAUUUACCCGAUGCCCAGAACAAGAUUAAUUGGUUCAAAGUAGGAGUGAAUGACACGUUCUCAUCUAUGUCGAAUAAUUCUCAAUGGCAGCUCGAUAAAAUCGUGAAAGACGAUGGCCUAACUUUGGGAUUGUAUUUGGUUACUGACAACGUGAAAGAUACUGAUUUGGGCGAGUAUGUGUGCUCAGUUAGUAAUGCUGCCGAUCAAAUUACUCAAGUACGCACCAAACUUAUUGACACUGACUCAGGCAGAUUAGUUGUGUAUUUGGCGAUUUGCGUAUCAUUCGUGGUAUUGGGCGCUGUUAUUUAUUUAUUUUGUCGCAAAUAUGUCUACGAUAUUCGAGCGUGUAUGCGACAGUACACGACUUUUGAGAAAUACGACGACAACAAAGAUUACGAUGUUUUUAUUUUAUACGAAAUGCAAGAAGUACAGUUCGUGAGCGAUGUUUUGAUACCUGCUCUAAAUAAUGUGCACGACUACGCGUUGAGUUCGCAACUUUUGCGAAAUGAUGUCGCUAUAGAUAUGGAAUGCCGAACGAGGAUCGCAGCGAGCAGAUGUCUUCUACUGGUGCUACCCAGUCCGCGUCACAACCAAGAUAGAGAACAAUUUUCUCAGAACUUGCUUACAGCUUCCAAUUUGCAUAACAAAGUGAUUUGUCUAAUUGUGCAGGAAAACGAUACCGAUGAAAAAUUAUACCAAGCGGAAUUGACCAAAUUCGCGAAACGACUGACUUUUGUACAAGUUUCGGCCAAAAAAGAAGACUGGAGCAGACUGUGGCAUUUCUUAAGGCUGCAUUUGUCUACGAAUAAGAAAAUUUUCAGUACCAUUAAUUCUAAACGUUACUCUACCGUAAAUGAUAAAAACGCAGCGAGCGUAUACAUGCUGUGAAAUUUUGUACUCCUCUGUAGUGUUGUAUACUUACUGAGUUACUUAUACUUACCUUAAUAUGUAUCUUAUUUUUAUUUACUUAUUCGUCCUUACAAUGUUACUUGUGAUGCAUUUAUUAUAAUAUGUAUUCGAUUGGUCAUAGUGAGUCUGGUACAAAACUUUUGUAGUCUCCUUUGUACCUACAUACCUAGACUUAUUACCUGUGUUGUAUAUGUUUGUUAUACCUACAUGUAAGUACAAAGGCUGUUAUUUUAGCCAGUCUAUUGUAUAUUAUUUUUUAUUUGUGUGAGUAUUUUAAAAAGCAUACUUAAAUAUUUCACAUUGAGACUGAUUUUUUUUUCUUCUAUAUGUGUACUUACGUAAGUAAUUACCUAUUAUUUUAAAAUUAUUCUUUCUACGCGAUUAAAAUUGUGAUAUUUUUUGUUCUGUUCAUGUGCCUACAUUAAAAUUUGUCAAUACUA
Molecule: messenger RNA, 2377 nt
Organism: Planococcus citri (citrus mealybug)
Lineage: Eukaryota; Metazoa; Arthropoda; Insecta; Hemiptera; Pseudococcidae
Product: X-linked interleukin-1 receptor accessory protein-like 2
Exons: 9
Coding region: 510-1916 (468 amino acids)
Source: RefSeq, a predicted model, not a curated record